CACACUCUCUUCACUUCAACAAGAACACCACUCAAAAAUCAAAUCCUCUUUAUCCCUUUUUUUUUUUUUUUUUUCUUGCAACAGAAAUUCAUUCUCAAAAGAAGCAACAAAAGGAAGAAGGGAAAGAAAAGAGGAACAAGACACACACAAAAAACAUAAAUAAAUUAGCAGAGACGCGGUUUUCUUUCUGUCAUUUUGCGUGCGGAGUCAAAAAAACAAAAAUGGGAUUCGAAAUUUGAAGCGAUUUUCGACUCACAGAAGGAAACCCAUUUUCUGUUUCGGAGAUUCCCAGAAGAGCCGUACGAUGUUAGGCCUCAAGGUUUUGGCUAUGGCCGUCGUCCUCUCACUGGCCUGUAGUUCAGUUACCGCCGCCGUUUCCUACGACGGGAAAUCGAUUGUCAUUAAUGGGAGGAGGAAGAUUCUUGUUUCGGGCUCGAUUCACUACCCUAGGAGCACCCCUGAGAUGUGGCCUGAGCUCAUACAGAAGGCUAAAGAUGGAGGAUUAGAUGUAAUCCAAACAUAUGUAUUCUGGAAUGGCCACGAGCCAUCUCCUGGAAAUUAUAAUUUUGAAGGUAGAUAUGAUCUUGUGAAGUUCAUCAAGGUUGUUCAGCGGGCCGGGCUCUAUGUUCAUCUCAGAAUCGGGCCUUAUGUCUGUGCAGAAUGGAAUUUUGGGGGAUUCCCUGUUUGGCUAAAAUACGUGCCGGGAAUGGAAUUCCGGACCGAUAAUCAGCCGUUCAAGGUGGCUAUGCAAAGAUUUGUCGAGAAAAUUGUGAGCUUGAUGAAGUCGGAGAAUUUAUUCGAGCCUCAGGGAGGGCCUAUUAUCAUGUCUCAGAUCGAAAAUGAAUAUGGACCGGUCGAGUGGGAGAUCGGCGCUCCCGGAAAAGCUUAUACUGCUUGGGCGGCAAAAAUGGCUGUCGGAACGGACACUGGCGUUCCUUGGAUUAUGUGCAAACAAGAAACUGCCCCUGAUCCCAUUAUCGAUACCUGCAAUGGUUUCUACUGCGAAGGCUUCCGCCCGAACAAGCCCGAUAAACCUAAGAUGUGGACAGAAGCCUGGACCGGCUGGUAUACGCAAUUUGGAGGCCCGCCUCCUCGUCGACCUGCCGAAGAUUUGGCUUUUGCAGUCGCAAGAUUUGUCCAAAACAACGGCUCAUUCUUCAAUUAUUACAUGUACCACGGUGGCACCAAUUUCGAUCGAUCAGCCGGCCGUUUUGUCGCCACUAGCUACGACUACGAUGCUCCUAUAGAUGAAUAUGGACUUCUGAACGAGCCGAAAUGGGGACACCUAAGGGAUUUGCAUAAAGCAAUCAAGCAAUGCGAGCCGGCUUUAGUUUCGUCGAACCCCGCCGUCGCAUGGCCCGGCAAAAAUCAAGAGGUUCAUGUUUUCGAAACGAAAUCAGGGAGAUGCGCGGCGUUUCUUUCCAACUACGACCCGAAUUCUUCGACAAAAUUGACAUUCCGAAAUGUCGAGUACGAUCUGCCUCCGUGGUCCAUCAGCAUUCUCCCCGACUGCAAGACUGCCGUUUACAACACCGCAACUGUGCAAUCGAAGAGCUCUUCGGCGAAGAUGGUGCCAGUUAUCGACAGAUUAAAUUGGCAAUCGUACGGCGAGGAGACCCCUUCGGCCGACGAUCGCGACACGCUUGUGAUGGAAGGCUUAUGGGAGCAAAUAAACGUCACACGAGACUCCUCCGACUACUUAUGGUACCUUACGGACGUAAAUGUAGGUUCCGGUGAGGGAUUUUUAAAGAACGGGCAAUUGCCGACGCUUACAGUUAUGUCGGCUGGCCAUGCUCUGCACGUAUUCGUCAACGGGAAGCUAUCCGGAACCGAGUACGGGAGCUUGGACAAUCCUAAGCUAACGUUUAACGGCGGUGUGAACCUGAAGCCGGGAAUCAACAAAAUAUCGCUACUUAGCGUCUCCGUAGGCCUAGCGAAUGUUGGGACACACUACGAGAGGUGGAAUACCGGCGUUCUUGGACCCGUCACAUUGAAGGGACUCGACGAGGGGACACGCGACUUGACGAAACAAAGAUGGUCUUACAAGGCCGGUCUGAAAGGCGAAUCCCUCAACCUCGAUGCUCCAAGAAGAAGCACCUCGGUCGAAUGGACGGAGGGGUCGCUCUUGGCUCAAAAACAACCUCUAACAUGGUACAAGACAACAUUCAAUGCACCCGAUGGCAACGAUCCGUUGGCUUUAGACAUGAUAAGCAUGGGAAAAGGCGAAGUAUGGAUAAAUGGCCAAAGCAUAGGCAGACAUUGGCCCGGAUACAUCGCGAAAGGCAGCUGCGGAGAAUGUAAUUACGCCGGAACUUUCAAUGAGAAGAAAUGCCAGACCGGCUGCGGUCAGCCCUCGCAGAGAUGGUACCAUGUUCCUCGAGCGUGGCUGAAGCCGAGUGGGAAUGUAUUAGUCGUGUUCGAGGAAUGGGGAGGCGAUCCGAGUAAGAUCUCCGUGGUUAAGCGAACAUUUUAAGGAAGGAUUUGCGGAUUUAGCGACUAAAUAAUGGAUGGAGAUACCUCGUCUUCGGUUACAACUUUUUUUUUCUGAAUAUUUGAAAUCUUCUUGCAAGAAUCUUUCUCGAUCAUAUUCUUGCAGGUUGUUCGGCCCUGAGGAGUGAAAGUUGUAAAGCUACUACACUCUCCGGGCUGUGAUAAGGAAGAAAGGAAUUUUUAUACUUGGAUAAGUUGGUAAGAUUUUUAUUUUUUUUUACGAUACUUGUAUAGAAUUGUUACGAACAUCAUUGAUGUAAUGAAGCGAUUACUUAUAAAUGGUGCGUUUACGGUA
Molecule: messenger RNA, 2785 nt
Organism: Andrographis paniculata
Lineage: Eukaryota; Viridiplantae; Streptophyta; Magnoliopsida; Lamiales; Acanthaceae
Product: beta-galactosidase-like
Exons: 18
Coding region: 305-2473 (722 amino acids)
Biological process (GO): carbohydrate metabolic process
Cellular component (GO): cell wall; vacuole
Molecular function (GO): beta-galactosidase activity
Source: RefSeq, a predicted model, not a curated record